GUUUUAUGCAGAGCCGCAAGCCAACAAAAUAAAAGAAGACAUCAAACAUCUUCCAUCCAUUGCUUUCCGUUCUCUUCUAGUCCGACCAUCAAGGAUUUCAAAAAAACAGCCUUUUCAUUAUCAAAAUUUGCUUGUGAAGCAUCAAAUCCAUCCACUACCAUCAAUAUUUUGUUGAUUAGUGGAUACAGGAGCAUCAAGAGUUAUAUUUUGUAAGCAAAGAAUUUUGGGGGUAGCAUUUGACCCGGUGAUUAGGGUUUCCAAAAACAAUCUGAACUUCUUGAAUGGUAAAAUAGGUAUUAUAAAAAAAUAGUUAUCUCUUAGGGAAGUUGGUGAGUGUGUUAUAGUAAAAUUAGGGCUGCAUUUAGAAUUACCCCAUUUGAUUAAUGCUAAUUAAUUAUUUUCUCUUCAAAAAACAAAUUACAAAUGGGCCAAAAUAGGGAUGCUAUCGGUUCAUAAACGGGCCAAACAUCCCUGUAGCAACGGGAAAGCGAAUCUUGACCGUCAGUCAGAGGCAACUUGUGCGUGUGUUUUGGAAAUCUCUGAAACUGUUCGCAAUCUUCUCCGUACUUUCUUUUCCGCUUUCACCCUAUCUCAACUCCCCCAUUGCCUAUAGGUCAGUUUCCUUUCAGUUUCCAACCGCCCUCAGUUUUGUUUUUGUUUUUUUUUUUAUUUUUAUGGCUGAGAAUUAGUGUUUUUCUCUUAAAGAAAUCUCCCGGCAUGCAUUUCUGAAAACGUUUUCUUUACUCUGAUCCCAGAGCUGAUAAUUGGGCUGUGAAGGUUGACAAUGGCUGGAGAGAAGAUAUUAGAUAAAUCUGAGGCAAGCGGUGCGGGAUUGAAUCCUGAAUCAGUUACUGAAUUGACUAACAAGGUUUCUAGGAAAGUAAGAAAAGCGUGUGGUCCAUCCACUUCCAUUUCUCCUAUGGGGACUGCUGCUGCUCGUGUUAAUGGCGGUGUUCAUCAAUCCAUCAGUCUAAAGCCAUCUAUCACUAAUUCAACUACCGGCUCCUAUGGUCACCAUUAUGGAGGGUAUAGUCGACCACCAAAUGAUGAUCAAGGUUACUUUAAUGCGGGUAUUCAAUCAAAUCAUGGUUCUUACCUUUACAAUCCCCCUGGAAGUAAUCCUUACGGCCAUGAUUUUGUGGACUGUGAUCGAAAACAUCAACCACAUUCAUCAUCGUCAUCAGGGUAUCUUCAGCAACAAUGGUGCUCAUCAAGGAAUUCUAAAACCAGAAUAGUGGAUAUGAAUGGUUCAUUAAAGUCGAAUGGUUUUAACUCUUCAGAAUCAAAUUUGGGCUCUUCAACCCGAAAAAUGCCAUCUUCAUUUAGUUCUGAAAGUCAAUAUUCUACUGCUCCAUCGAAGUACUCCCUCCAAAGCCAUCCCAAUAAACAAUCAAACAAGUUUAGUUCAAAUUUCCAACUUGGAGGCCAAUCGGAUGGGUUUCACCGGGUUGCAAAGUUUCCAUCAUAUACCAAUCAAAACCAAGGCUUUAUGCACUAUGGUCCAAAUAAUUACCAAAUGAACGGCAGAGCCUUGAAUGGUAACUUUAAACCCAAUUUCAGAGAAAAUUUCUAUAAGAACAGAGUGGGAGAUGCCUCGGCUGAACUUAAUCGUGGUCCUAGGGCGAAUGGCAAGAGUAAUCCUCUAAAACUGUCAGACAAAAAUGAAAACAUUCAGCGGAGCAUGUAUAACAAAGAAGAUUUUCAGACUCAGUACGAUCAUGCAAAGUUCUAUGUUAUCAAGUCAUUCAGUGAAGAUAACGUUCACAAAUGUGUUAAAUAUGAUGUUUGGUCAAGCACCCCAAAUGGAAACAAGAAAUUAGACCAUGCUUUUCUUGAGGCUGAAAGGAAAGCAAGUGAAACAGGCAAAAUGUGUCCGGUCUUCCUCUUCUUUUCUGUUAAUGGAAGUGGACAAUUCCUAGGUGUGGCAGAGAUGAUAGGGCCUGUUGAUUUUAACAAAAAACUGGAUUUUUGGCAGCUGGAUAAAUGGACCGGGUUCUUCCCAGUCAAAUGGCACAUAAUUAAAGAUGUCCCCAACAAUCAGUUGAAACACAUCAUCCUUAAAAACAAUGAUAACAAGGACGUUACAUACACUCGAGAUACUCAAGAGGUCGGGUUGGAGGAAGGUUUGGAAAUGCUUAACAUUUUUAAAAGUUAUUCCGAGAAAUCAUCUCUAUUGGAUGACUUCGACUUCUAUGAGGACCGAGAGAUGUCACUCAAGGCCAAAAGGAGCUCCACAACUUCAGAACAGGGAGCUGAUCAGUUCCAGGACAACAAUGUCCAUAUUCAAUUCAGAGGAAAAAAUAAUAUUAUCGAAGAGGCGGUGCUGGAAUCUGAAACUGCGCAUUCUCUCAUCACUCAAACCAGAAAGCUAUCUCUUAAAUCACAGCCAUUAUAAAGCAUAUGAAUUAAAGACUGACGAAUGGCACCAGUUUCUUUUCUCCAACAUUGUUGACUUAUUGAUUAUUUCUCUUACCAUUUUCUAAAUAGCUUUGCUAGUUUCUUUUAGCCCUCCAAAUAGAACCUGAGGUACUGUUUUGUUAUCCCGCCUUAUCUGUUCUUUUGCAUUUUGGGUACUUGCUUUGAGCUUUUUCUAACCAUGUUUCAAUUGUUGUUCGAGCAGUGGGAAAGCCAAAACAAUGUGCCAUUUUUUUAACCUCAGAUUUGCUGGAUAUAAUAACAAUGCCUGUUAAUGUCAUUUUUUUUAGCUGUUA
Messenger RNA from Cuscuta europaea, 2711 nucleotides. The record is from the annotation of a GenBank genome assembly. NCBI's taxonomy places the organism in Eukaryota, Viridiplantae, Streptophyta, Magnoliopsida, Solanales, Convolvulaceae.